AGAGUCUUGCUGUGUCGCCAGGCUGGAGUACAGUGUGUGAUCCUGGCUCGUUGCAACCUCCGCCUCCUGUCCUGGGUUCAGGCACUUCUCCCACCUCAGCUUCCUUAAUAGCUGGGAUUACAGGCACCUGCCACCAUGGCCAGCUUAAUUUUUGUAUUUUUAGUAGAGAUGGGGUUUCGCCAUGUUAGCCAGGCUGAUCUUGAACUCCUGACCUCAGGUGAUCUGCCCGCCUUGGCCUCCCAAAGUGCUGGGAUUACAGGCAUGAGCCACCGUGCCUGGCCAUGGGCCUUACAUUUUCAUUUGGCUUCAGCAUAAGCAUCCUUUUUGGGUUUUUUUUUUUUUGAGAUGGAGUCUCACUGUUGCCCAGGCUGGAGUGCAGUGGCAUGAUCUCAGCUCACUGCAACCUCUGCCUCCUAGGUUCAAGCGAUUCUCUUGCCUCAGCCUCCCAAGUAGCUAGGACUACAGGCACCUGCCACCACGUCUGGCUGAUUUUUGUAUCUUUAGUAGAGAUGGGUUUCACCAUGUUGGCCAGGCUGGUCUCGACCUCUUGGCCUCAAGUGAUCCAACUGCCUCGGCCUUCCAAGGUGCUGGGAUUACAUGGAUGAGCCACUGUGCCCGGCCAGCAUGAGCAUCCUUGAUUCAGCAAAAUGAGCAAGUGCAAGUCUUCCUUGGGUUGCUAGAUAUUUUCAUAGAAGAGCCGAGCAAGAUCAUCACAUUUUAGUAGGCCUAGUUAGUAAGUGGUGAUCAGAGCCAAUGGAUUCCCUCUUGGAUAGAAAUAGCCAUAAGGUCAGAUAGCUGUUUCUCAAACUAAACUUUUGGGGGAUGUGGGGGGUUGAGGAGACAUAGUUUUGCUCUGUUGCUCAGGCUGGAGUGCUGGGAGUGCUGUGGCAUGAUCCUGGCUCAUUGCAGCCUUGACCUCCCAGGCUCCUAAAGUUCUGGGAUGACAGGCAUCAGCCACUGUGCCCAACCUAAAGGCUUCUGCUUGUAGCUAACAACACUUUUGUUUUGUUUUUGAGAUGGAAUCUCCCUCAGUUGCCCAGGGUGGAGUGCAGUGGCGUGAUCUCGGCUCUCGGCAAGCUCUGCCUCCCGGGUUCACGCCAUUCUUCUGCCUCAGCCUCCUGAGUAGCUGGGACUGCAGGCACCCGCCACUACACCCGGCUAAUUUUUUUGUAUUUUUAGUAGAGACGGGGUUUCACCGUGUUAGCCAGGAUGGUCUCGAUCUCCUGACCUCGUGAUCCGCCCGUCUCGGCCUCCCAAAGUGCUGGGAUUACAGGCGUGAGCCACUGCCACUGCGCCCGGCUGCUAACAGCACUUUUUAAAGUUUCCCAUUGUUUUAGUGACAGGAAGUAUACUGUUCUCCCUCCCCCUCAUUUUGUAGACUGACCACAAAUCAGAGAUUAUUUUACCAGAAACUUUUUUUGGGGGGGUUGGGGGCUUAUUUUUUUCGAGAAGGUCUCACCCAGUCACCCAGGCUGGAGUGCAGUGGCAUGAUCACGGCUCACCAGGCUCACCACAGCCUCAGCCUCCCACGUCAGCCUCCCAAGUAGCUGGGACUGUAGGCCUGUGCCAUCACACCCGGCUAAUUUUUGUGUUUUUUUGUAGAGACAGGGUUUUGCCUUGUUGCCCAGGCUGAUCUGAAACUCCUGGGCUUCUAAAGUGCUAGGAUUACAGGCAUGAGCCACUGCGCCAGGCCCUUUUUUUUUUUUUUAAAGAAAAAAUGACUGAGAAGGAUGGCUUGUGCUUGUGAGGAGGAAGGGGAUGCAUUCGUGGAAUUCCCCAGCUCAGGAACUAUUUCCAAUCAAUUUCCUGGUAGUUAAAACACUUCCUUGGCACCCCUGUUGUCAUCUCUUGAAGAAAUGUGGGCCAGAGGACACACUAGAGAUGCUGGAAUCGGGUGUCCAGAAAGGACACAAAACUGCCCUGUGGCAAUGACAUAAUUUUUGUCAACUUUAGUUUCUUAUCUAUCUCAAAGUAUUAUAGUGAGGAUUCCAGGAGAGACACCCAUAGGAUCAUGUGGUGGGCCUUAGAUUUCAUUCAUUUGUGUAAUGAGUAUUGAGCAACUGCUAUUGGGUGGCGUGACUGACUGGAUGGAUGAAUAAGGUGAAGAUCUGGGCGCCAGGACUGGCUUUCUCAUGCAAUUCCGUGAUGAGGGGGCGGGUCUCGAGGUAGGUGCCACGUGCACCUACUCGAGAUUCUGCACCUACCCGGGGUUUUGACUGCCGGCCACGCGAGUUUGGCACGCCGGAUAUGACGUCACCCCGUGGUUCCCGGAACCUGGCGGUGGGACCGGAAAUCAAGUCUACAGGGUGGGGGGGCACAGAUGACCGGAAGCGUGCCCUGGCGGCGCUGCCAGCCCCAGCUGGGAGCUGGUAGGGGAGUGCGAGGAAGGCGGGACGCAGGGCGGAGCCGCUGCAGGGGCGGGGCCUGCGGGCAGGAGCCGGGGGUUGGGGCGGGAACCCCUCGUCCCCUCCAGACCCCGCCUGCUCGGGCGCGGGCGGCGGCGCGGCCAUGAAGCUGAAGCUGAAGAACGUGUUUCUCGCCUACUUCCUGGUGUCGAUCGCCGGCCUCCUCUACGCGCUGGUACAGCUCGCCAAGGGAAUGGAUCGAACCCUGCCCCUUAUGCAAAGAUUUAGGGACAGUGCCACUGCGUUAUCCUCAGGCCAGCCAUGUGACUGCCUUCCUCCCCUGCGGGCAGCAGCCGAGCAGCUACGGCAGAAGGAUCUGAGGAUUUCCCAGCUGCAAGCGGAACUCCGACGGCCACCCCCUGCCCCUGCCCAGCCCCCUGAACCCGAGGCCCUGCCUACUAUCUAUGUUGUUACCCCCACCUAUGCCAGGCUGGUACAGAAGGCAGAGCUGGUACGGCUAUCCCAGACACUGAGCCUGGUGCCCCGACUGCACUGGCUACUGGUGGAGGAUGCUGAGGGUCCCACCCCGCUCGUCUCAGGGCUGCUGGCUGCCUCUGGCCUCCUCUUCACACACCUGGUAGUCCUCACGCCCAAAGCCCAGCGGCUUCGGGAGGGCGAGCCUGGCUGGGUUCAUCCCCGUGGUGUCGAGCAGCGGAACAAGGCUCUGGACUGGCUCCGGGGCAGAGGGGGUGCUGUGGGUGGGGAGAAGGACCCACCACCACCAGGGACCCAAGGAGUCGUCUACUUUGCUGACGAUGACAACACCUACAGCCGGGAGCUGUUUGAGGAGAUGCGCUGGACCCGUGGUGUCUCAGUGUGGCCUGUGGGGCUGGUGGGCGGCCUGCGAUUCGAGGGCCCUCAGGUACAGGACGGCCGGGUAGUGGGCUUCCACACAGCAUGGGAGCCCAACAGGCCCUUCCCUGUGGAUAUGGCCGGAUUUGCUGUGGCCCUGCCCUUGCUGUUAGCUAAGCCCAAUGCCCAGUUUGAUUCUACUGCUCCCCGGGGCCACCUGGAGAGCAGUCUUCUGAGCCACCUUGUGGAUCCCAAGGACCUGGAGCCACGGGCUGCCAACUGCACUCGGGUACUGGUGUGGCAUACACGGACAGAGAAGCCCAAGAUGAAGCAGGAGGAGCAGCUGCAGCGGCAGGGCCGGGGCUCAGACCCAGCAAUUGAGGUGUGAUGGCGCCCCCACUCCAACUACCACCUCUUUUCAGGCACAGACCUUGUGGGACUGGGCCCCAGGCCUGCCCAGGAUGUGGUUUUCCAAGUCCUGACCCCUUGGAGCCAGAAGUGGCCCCUCUGCCCCUGCAGGUCCAGGGCAUGGUCCUGCUGCUUCACUCCUCCCCCAGCCUGCCGUGUGGCACUGCCCACAGGCUGGGGACAAGCAGCCCUUGUAUUGAGCCAGGUUGGCCCUGUCUAGGGUGGAACAGAAGGACAGACGGACCCAGGAGGGAGGGCAGCUGAGUAACUGGGUAACUUAUUGGGGCUGGGCAUGCACUGGGGGGCUGGAGGAGCUGGGCUGGACCCUCCCCACCUGAGCAUGCUGACCCCCUUCCUACCUCCAGAAUAAAGAAUCUCAGCCUGGA
Molecule: messenger RNA, 3991 nt
Organism: Pongo pygmaeus (Bornean orangutan)
Lineage: Eukaryota; Metazoa; Chordata; Mammalia; Primates; Hominidae
Gene: B3GAT3
Product: beta-1,3-glucuronyltransferase 3
Exons: 6
Coding region: 2509-3585 (358 amino acids)
Biological process (GO): carbohydrate metabolic process; chondroitin sulfate proteoglycan biosynthetic process
Cellular component (GO): Golgi membrane
Molecular function (GO): galactosylgalactosylxylosylprotein 3-beta-glucuronosyltransferase activity
Source: RefSeq, a predicted model, not a curated record